UUAUUUUGAAAAUUAAUAUUUCUAUCAUGCGCGCCUCACAAGAAAUUCCAUGAAAGAAAUACGAAUUUGAUUGGUUAUUUCUAAUAAAGUGAAUACUUAUAUAAAAUAAAAGUAUCUCUUAAAUAUCUGAGAAAGUUUUUUAUAUUUACAUGUUUGCAAAUAUCAUAUAGCAUUUUGCAAUCGUAAUUGAAGAAAUAAAAACGCUGUGUGAAAUGAUUUUUUUUUUAAAUUUUGUAAAAUCAAAUUGUCUAGGGAAUUAUUUAUUCAUUUUUUUUCGAUGAUCUUAACGACUAUGAAUUUUAGAAUUAAAACAAUUUAAAAAUCGAUAAUUUUGUAACAAUUUAACAAUGCAUUAAUAUAAAUAUUAUUAUAUAUUAUGUGAAAUAUUUACCAUUAUACAUGCUUAUCUUGAUACAAGAUCGUUUCGGAAUACAUUAGUUAUUCAUUAAAUAUUUUGGGAAUUGGAAUUCGUCAUAGAAUAUAUUAUUCGAAUUAAAAAUAAUAAACAUAAAAUAGAAAUGAAAUUGAAAAAAAAAUUUAACGCAGAUUUCAAAAAUUGAUGGGAAUAACUGUGUCAAUUAAGCAUGCAAAAAUUAUAUCAAUUGAUGAUCCACAAAGAUCACCUAGCAUAAAGUCUAGACCAAAUAUAUCAGCAAACAGACGUGUACUUCGGACAACGCGAGCUUUAAAAGAAAUUCGAUAUUUAAGAAAAACUGUAAAAUUGAUUAUACCAAAAGCUCCUUUUGCUCGUUUAGUUAGAUAUAUUAUUAUAGAUUUAUUUCCUAAUAGUGAUGUAGACAGAAUUCAAGCAUCUGCACUUGAAGCAUUGCAAGAAGCAGUUGAAGCAUAUAUUGUUCAAUUUUUUGAAGACUGCACAUUAUUGUCACAACAUGCAAAACGCGUAACUCUUCAAAUUCAAGAUGUAAUUUUAUUGCGUCGACUUAGAGGAAGGGAUGAUAUUAUAAAUAGAUAAAAUAAUUUUAUUUUUUAAUUCACCAUUUGUAUCAUAUAUAAUUAAAUGAACAUUUAUUUCAUAUAUAAUAUUAUUAAAAAUUUUUAACAAUUUAAUGUAACAAACAACAAUUAAUGUAUAAUAUAAAUAUAAAAAUUGCAAUUUUUGCUCUUUAUGAAAUAGGAGUAAUAUUUUAAAUAAUAUUUUAUAUUUGUAAAAAUGGAAUUUUUAAGUAUCAAUAAAUUAAACUUAUAUUGGUUUGUUCAAUAAGAUUUAUUUUAUAAGAAACAAACUUUUAAUAAAAUUCUUUUACUUUACGAAACUUUGGUAAAAUAUACAUUUCUCAAUUUUUAGACAGGUCUUUAAAAUAGUAUACAUCGAAGCUUCGUAAUUCACUUCAUAUAGAUUUUGUUUGAACUUUCUAUGUACGUAUGUAAAAUAACUUCAGUUAAAAGUGAUACAGUAAAAACGAUAAAAUAAUAUCGUAACCAAUUGUUACGUUUAAAUUUCUUUUGUUAUUUCGUGCGGGUUAGCUGCCAUCACUCACGACAUAUGUCAUAAGUGAAACAUUAUGAUAAUCUAAAAAAACAGACUAAAAAAUAGUAUUACAAAUAGCAAUGCUAUCUAUCUACGCAUUUAUAAUAUAUGUAUAUCUAUAAUACAAUUUGAUAAGGAAAUAUAAAAGUUACCUGAAAAAACAGGUUACUUUUUCAUGUUUGUAUUACAUCAAAAAUAUCUCGUACUUCUCUUUUUUCGUACAUCUCUUUCUCUCACUCUCAUUUUCACCGAUUCACUCAUUCAUUCAUUUAUUCAUUUUUUCAAUCCUGGAUUUCUAUGAAGGUUUUUUUUAGGCACAAUAUUAAUUACGCUUUUAUGCUGCCUGUAUUGUACAGAAGUGAGAUUACGAUAAUUCGUAAUUUUAUUAGCAAUAUUUCAUAAUCAUUUUUUUUAUUUGCUAUACAUUUUUUAAGUAUCAUGUAUAUUCACAGUUAAUAGGAAAUUGAUUUUAGAAAAAUUUUAUAUUAUUCUUUUUCUUUUGUUCUUUUAAACAUUUUAAAUAUGUACAUUCAUUACGAUACAUCAUUAAGAAAUUAAAAAAAAAAAAAGAAAAAAAA
Apis cerana (Asiatic honeybee) is the source of this 2067-nucleotide messenger RNA. RefSeq names its product histone H3-like centromeric protein A. Gene Ontology annotation, cellular component: nucleosome. NCBI's taxonomy places the organism in Eukaryota, Metazoa, Arthropoda, Insecta, Hymenoptera, Apidae. The record is from RefSeq and is a predicted model, not a curated record. Gene Ontology annotation, molecular function: DNA binding; structural constituent of chromatin; protein heterodimerization activity.